GACAGGUCUUUGUUGAGAAAGCUCGCGUAUUGCGAAAUACGAAAUGUAAAUAUGAAAACGCCGCGGUCGUAGUUUAUAGUCGUAGUGUACGGAUACUUUCACGACUUAAGGACAGCAACGAUGUGGUCAUACACUAAAAUAUGGAGAUGAAACGACACGAUAAGCCGGGCAGCUUGUCGCCCGUGAAGAUUAGGAGUGAGGAAGGGCGAGCUGGAAGGUCGGAGAAGGAGCUGAAGCUGCCGCCGGAGAAAUCACUCAGUGAUGAUAGGCAACGACGCUUGUCACGGGCCAGCGAAAGUUCUAAGGGCACGAUAGACAGACAGGACUCCAGAUCAUCGCUAAGCCCAAAAGUUCCCCGCAAAUACUUCACUAAUUGGAAACAAGCUUGCGAUAAAACAAAAGAUAAAACGAAAGAACUGCUGAAGCGUUGGAAGACGUUACCGGAAGGUGAAGCUGCACAGAUGUCAGAGCCCGGUCACAGCGAGGAAGAAAAGCACGGAUGGAGCGUGCACGUUUGGACUACCUGGGUAAAUCGUUGCAGUGAAGACCUGGAAUGUCUGGAUUUAGAGGAAGAACAGCCCUUAGCCCAGCUAAGCGCCGUACAAAAUGAAAAGAUGACACUUUUCUUUACUGAACUUCUGGACCAUGACCGAGAUGACGUUAUCUGUGACCAAGAUUUUGAUACAUUUUUUGAGAAGCUGGCCCAUUUUGCGGAUUGGUCGCCCAACUCGUCGGAGUUUCACAUACUCCUGGAAGUUAAGAGAGAAUUCAUCGAACAUUUCCUGGACCCGUUGCCCAACAAAUUUGCAGAAUUACCCUACUACAGACGCGUUUGUGGUCCCGAAGCUGGAGGCUUACCUGGACGAACUACACUUGAAGGCUGGCUGGCCAGAUGGGCGCUUCUAUUGAGUGAACCAAACAAGUUUGCGGAUUUACCAUUGUAUUUGCAGUACUUCUGCAAGAUUUUGUUCCACAUUAUUGAUAGGACAGGUGUUGGAGAAAUAACAAAGGAUGCCCUUGCAUCAUUUUACCGGUCAGUGAUUGGUUUACCAGCGAAAAGAAUAGAAGAAAUUAUAGAUACUGCUUACGACCGGAUGACGAGUAAUAGCUACCUAAUCCUGGAUUACGGCACAUUCGUUCACUGUUACAUAAAUUGGCUCAUGGGGAAGAAUCCCAACGGUCCAGGACAGUGGGUGCUUGUCCCUUCGAAGGACUCCCUCCCACAGCCGCCUUUUCCCGUAGACUAUAGCGCCUUAAACACAGAACCUGGCAAGUUAGAACCAUAUGCACCAGAUAAAAAAACUAAUCGACACUCUGUUAUCGUUUAAGUUGAUGUGAAAUGAAUUGUUACGUCAUAGCUCUAUAAUAGUAAAUACAGUGUUACCAGGUUAGCUAACAUAAUUAACGGGAUUGAGUAUGACAGUUGAAGAAUUAUUUAAAAGUAUAUUAAUUUAUUCUUCCCAAAUCGCAUGCGUAUUUUUUGUUGUUGUAGGUAUAUAAUUUUAGGUGAAAAUCUCGAACAAUUAUAUCCAGUGAAUUCAAUUGUAAUAACAAAAUGUGUAUUUACUUUUAAAGUUGUGGUAGUCGCGUUACUAAAUAGCAUGACUUAUGUCGUAGUGGCUGACAGUGAGUACAUGCGACAUGUCAAAAACCAAACUUUUUCACUUUUCCACAUGUUCCAUACGCUUACCUACGAGAUUGAUAUAUCAAUUAGAUGUACUUAAUAAUUUGAUAACAAUAAGCUGAUAAACAAAAACCCUUAACUGAUCUUACGAAAACCAAUUGCGAUGUAGUUCUUGCAAUUUCCAUAGCACUAAUUUUAAAAAAUACGUGGUACGAAAUUUCAAUUUUGGUGAUCGGAUCUUAAAAAGUUUUUCAGGGUAAACUUGCCGAUCGUAUGCUGUCUAAUGUACUUUACGUUACCCUUGGAUAACAAAUAUUUUUACAAUAAAUAGUAAUGUUUACCAAAAGUAUAGUUAAACGAGUUAAAAAAGUAUGAAUGAUAAUAUUCUCGUGUACAUACAUUUUGUAUGUCUGUAAUACAUAUAAACGGUUUCAUGCUUUAUACACAUGUACAAUUAAGAAUUUAUAACACACUGACAAAAAUUUCAAGUAGUUACGUAAUUUGUACUAAAAACAGUAUGAAAAAGUACAAUCUUUUCGGUAUUCAUAUUUGUUACUGUCCUUCGUGAAGUUAAUCAAUUUCCUACGGUUCAGCAAAAGUUCUGAAGACAAUUACACUUUGUUUAUUUAUUUAGCCGAAGUUUAAAUAUCGAUCAUCAUUGAUUGAAUAAAAAGUUUUAAGAGAAAAAUAGCUCUCGUUUAUUUCAUGAAACGAAGGAAAACCAAGAUAUUCUUCAAAGAAUCUCUCUUGUAUUCCUAAUAAGUAAAAAACAUAAUGAAUAUAGCUUAUAGUAGUCUCAAAGAACUUUGCUUUGCUUUUAAGUCUAGCAAAAGAACAGUCCAUAGUAGCAGGACUAUAUUGCAACAAUACAUAUUGUGUUGUCCGCCGUUCAUAAGAGUGGUGAAAUUAUUUUUAUGCUAUAAUUUCUAUAAACGCCUAAACUUUUGAAUUGUUGUAUAUGGCAAUUUUACGGACCUGUGUAGUUUUAGCUUAAAUAUGAAAAAACUAGAUUACUGAGUCUUGGUCGGCCUAGUUUGUUGGCUCCACAAAACGUCACUCAAACGACUCAUCCUACUCUUAAAUUCUGCUUAAUUGAAAUGAAACGCUUUAAUCUUUUGGUAACUUGACCAAUCUAUACGCCUUUAGGUAUUUGAUAAGUGUAAAUAGUCGAGUAAAUACGUGCACAACACGGUAAGCAAGAACUGCCUUAAUGUAAGUCUCCUCACUUUACGUAUAGCCUUAUUUUGUACCUUAGGUAUAGUUUAUUCUAUUGUAAAGUCACCGAAUAAAGAAUUUA
Molecule: messenger RNA, 2921 nt
Organism: Pieris brassicae (large cabbage white)
Lineage: Eukaryota; Metazoa; Arthropoda; Insecta; Lepidoptera; Pieridae
Exons: 8
Coding region: 141-1328 (395 amino acids)
Source: RefSeq, a predicted model, not a curated record